Rhinichthys klamathensis goyatoka is the source of this 2787-nucleotide messenger RNA. It is a transcript of the gene dbf4b, whose product is annotated as DBF4 zinc finger B. Lineage: Eukaryota; Metazoa; Chordata; Actinopteri; Cypriniformes; Leuciscidae. The record is from RefSeq and is a predicted model, not a curated record. Bases 129 to 2666 code for a protein of 845 amino acids. Gene Ontology annotation, molecular function: protein serine/threonine kinase activator activity; nucleic acid binding; zinc ion binding. Gene Ontology annotation, biological process: positive regulation of nuclear cell cycle DNA replication; regulation of cell cycle phase transition. Gene Ontology annotation, cellular component: Dbf4-dependent protein kinase complex; nucleus. The transcript is spliced from 12 exons.
GAAGAAGAGAUUCAGGAGGGCCGUUUGAAAAGAUUCACAGAUCACACUGCGUGUAAUAUUUGUAACGCUCGAAAACUAUACAUUUUAGGAUGUUUUAAUACUUUAAAAAACAAAAAAUUUUAUUCAUUAUGAGCAAAGGACUUCAAGUUAAAAAAAUGACAGGAGAUCUGUUUGGGGGUCUGAGGAGCCAAUCCUUCUACCUGCAUGACGUGAAGAGACAUCAGUCUGCCAGACUCACUGACAUCAUUAUCCGUCUGGGAGGGAAAGUAGACAGUUUCCUCACUAAGGAUGUGAAUGUGGUCGUGACGGGCACUAAAGAAGCUCAUAGUAAUUUGCUGUUGGAUAGUUCAUGUACUGCAGGAGGGAAACAAUCUGGAACCCCCAAGCCUCUGGUUUGUGGCAGUCGUGGAAGAGCGUUACUGGAAAAAGCCAUCCACAGCAAUGAGAAGUAUCAGAGCAGUGUGCUGGCUAAUGCUCGCUCAUGGGGAGUCAAGGUCUACAGUGUAGAUGAAUUUCUCAAGUUUAUCAAUCAUCUGAAUCAGAAAAUGAGGACAGCUAAGAAAAAAAGCAGCAAACUUACAGCUCCUCAUGUUAAAGCUGGAGUCUUGAAGGGUCCUUAUCUGAAAGUGGAAGACUUCAGUCGGAAGUUCAGACCAUUCUAUGCACAGACUCUGAGUUUCCCAAUGAUGAUUUACUCAGGCAAAUAUAGCCCUUUUGAGCUCCUCAUUCCUCGCCAGUCUGGUAGAAGCAAGGAUGAAGAUCCCAGCAAGGACAAUUUCAGGAAGAAGGAAGAACCCACUAGCAGCUGCCAUAAGUUGCAGACUGUGCCACUUACAGCAAGCGCCACACCCAAAGGCCCAACUAAGAAAAGUUCAGGCUAUUGCGAGUGCUGCCACAUGCCAUACAAAGACCAGUAUGAGCACUUGCAAUCUGAGAUGCAUCGUUCAUUCAUUCAAAAUGACAGUAACUAUGCUGUAGUGGACCAACUAACCGCUGGCAUGAAUGCUAGCUUUGUUUGCAAUCCAAAUCAAGAAGUGGAUCCAACUCUAAUCAAGUCAUCGACAGACUUCUCUCCGUUACAUUUGAAUCAUUUAACUGAGAUGCAGAAUACUGUCAGUGAGGAUGAAAAAUUUCUGCAGACUCCACUGGUUGAAGACUGUGGACACGUACCGCCAAUUACUGACAUAUUUUCUUCAUCUUUAGACAACAGAGAAAACUUUCCUGAACCCAGCCACAGUCCAUCUGGUCAACAAAAUGCGACCUCACAUCUUGAUAGAAUUCAAAAUAACUGCCCUGAUCCUCUUGAUCAUGACAAAUUAGGCCUUUACAUCAGCUGCACCACAAAGGUUCAAGACUUUCAAUCUGGUGUUCUCUGCAUGGAUAUAGUCCCGCAUCAGUUUUUCUCAAAAUCCCAGUCUAUAGAGAAGAAACUCAAAAGCCUCUCUUCUGUCACACCCUCAGAAACUCAGUCUAAAAUGAUCCUAAGCUCCUCCAGAGAUGACAAAAUCCCAUGUACCAUCUCUGUUGAUGAAUAUGUCCCUGAAACUCAGGAUCGAUGUGAAAGUGGUCGUGGUCGACUUGCAUUGCAUAUGUCAGAGAGUCUUACAGGUGCUGUUCUGAACACCGUCUGCUCACAAAAUCAAAAACAGAACUGGGACCAAGGCCCUAAAAUGCUACUCCACGGAAGGGAAGAUUGUAAUUCUGAGAGUUGUGGCCAGUUUGUGAUGGAAAAUAGAAAGUUGUCUUCAACAAAACAAUCGCUAAAAUUGGCCCAGGAUAUUGUUGGGUCUCCAGAGUUUGGCAUCUCUUACUUUUCAUUUCCCCAUUUACUACCAUUUCCACAUUUGUCAGAUUACCAAUUUUCUGUAGUUAACUUUAAAAAGCGCUGCAGGUCCUUCACUCCAAGUCCAAAACUUGCAAAGAGAAGAAAGAUUAGUCAAAGCGAAAAGCCAAAGCUAUCCUGGAAUUGCAGUGCUCCUAGGAUAAGACUGUACUCAUCUGUACUUUCCACCAUUUCUUGUUUACCAGUACCCAAGGUGGGUUUUGCAACAAAGAUAAAUAAUCGAACUGGAGGUGCCUUACCGGAAACCCAUGAAUCAUCACUGAAAGAAUCUUCUUUUGCAAAGCAGAUCCCAACGCAGCCUUCCCUAAAAUAUUUUACUCCUCCCAAUACCCACUAUUUGCCUCAAGUUGACCAACAGGACAAUGACGCAAGUCAAACUUGUGUCCAUGUUGAGCAGUCACAUGAAUUGUUUCCAGUGGAAUCCCGAGUAACCACUUACUCAUCCGAUUUGGACCCUCCUCAGUUGGUUCCAUUUUUCCAUGAAGACCAACGACUCCAGUGCCGUCAAUAUCAUGAUCCUCCAGAAUUGUUUCCCGAAGAUACCUCCCAUACAUCAGUCAGUAAAGCCUCAAACAGCUCAUUCCAGUCACACUCCGGAGCCUCUGUUUGCAUUGAAUCUGCUCUGCUCCCUAACCUCACGUGGUCCACGGCCUCCUCAGAAUCAGAUUGGGACUCUGGACUCUUGUCAUGGAUUGCGACUGCUGUUCCUCUUCAGGCUAAAGGGGGGCAUGAUGACCUGGGUCAGUUACUACAAAAGCCACACAGUGCCAUGCAGGAUGGGAGCUAUACAUCACGGUUGUGCUCCAUACUGCAACCCUCUUGAUUCACAUUUAUAGGAAUAAUGUUGCACCAAUACACGCAAUAGGACAAUUGCGACUUGAUGAAUUCUAUCCUAAAUCCGUCGAUUCCUUCACUCUCCAUUCUCAUUAGUCACUCAUUUUCAC